This is a messenger RNA of Conger conger (European conger), 7570 nucleotides long. RefSeq names its product ATPase sarcoplasmic/endoplasmic reticulum Ca2+ transporting 2b (gene atp2a2b). The record is from RefSeq and is a predicted model, not a curated record. NCBI's taxonomy places the organism in Eukaryota, Metazoa, Chordata, Actinopteri, Anguilliformes, Congridae. Gene Ontology annotation, molecular function: ATP binding; ATP hydrolysis activity; P-type calcium transporter activity. Gene Ontology annotation, cellular component: membrane. The transcript is spliced from 21 exons. Gene Ontology annotation, biological process: intracellular calcium ion homeostasis; calcium ion transmembrane transport. Bases 537 to 3662 code for a protein of 1041 amino acids.
CAGGCGCGAGCAGGGAGCUGCAGUGACACUACGGACAGGCAGAGGACAUCCGCGAGACUGUGCCAACGAAGCUAACGUUAGCGAACUUAUCCAGCUGCGAAGGAGAACACGACACUUAAGACGACUGCGGUCAUCACCAACAAAUUCUGGGAAUCCAAGGACGUUUUUUUUUUUUUGACGUUGCUCUUUCCGUGGAAUAGGAAUUAUGCCUGUUGAACACAUUGCAAAUUCGGUGUAAUUCAUAGUACACCCGGGUGGGAAACUGGGAGAGAAGCUACUUAGCCGGCUAGCUGACGCUUCGCUCUUGAUUCUGCUAAUUUACUGGUUAGCUAGCUAGCUUGACAGAUAGGUUGUCCAUGUCUCUGAAUCUUGUGUGUUAAUUCCCUCCGUUUGAGCCUACUACCCGGUGAACGUAGACUAGAUAUUAUUUGCCACUUUAGUUCGUACGGCUAUUUUCCUUGCUUGGAAGGUUGUACGGCUGGUCACACGAGGUGGAGUCGGGAUAAGGCAAGUCUGUCCUAACGCGGCUGUCCACCAUGGAGAACGCUCACACGAAGCCUGUCGACGAAGUUUACUGGUAUUUUGACGUGAAGGAAAGCACGGGACUGGGUCUUGAACAGGUGAAGCAACUGAAGGAAAAAUGGGGGCCAAAUGAGCUACCCGCGGAAGAGGGAAAGUCUCUGUGGGAACUCGUAAUCGAACAGUUUGAGGAUUUGCUCGUCAGAAUUCUCCUACUGGCAGCGUGCAUAUCUUUUGUGCUGGCGUGGUUCGAGGAGGGAGAGGAGACCAUAACGGCCUUUGUGGAGCCUUUUGUCAUUUUGCUUAUUCUAAUAGCUAAUGCCAUUGUAGGCGUGUGGCAGGAGCGGAAUGCGGAGAACGCCAUCGAGGCGCUGAAGGAGUAUGAGCCCGAGAUGGGGAAGGUGUACCGGCAGGACAGGCAGAGCGUUCAGAGGAUCAGAGCGCGCGACAUCGUCCCAGGGGACGUCGUGGAGGUGGCAGUGGGAGACAAGGUUCCUGCCGACAUCCGCCUCACAUCCAUCAAGUCCACCACACUGAGGGUGGACCAGUCCAUCCUGACCGGAGAGUCCGUUUCGGUCAUUAAGCACACGGACCCUAUCCCGGACCCUCGCGCUGUCAACCAGGACAAGAAGAACAUGCUGUUUUCAGGCACCAACAUCGCGGCCGGCAAGGCGGUGGGCGUGGUGGUGGCGACGGGCGUGAACACGGAGAUCGGGAAGAUCCGGGACGAGAUGGUGGCCACGGAGCAGGAGCGCACGCCCCUGCAGCAGAAACUGGACCAGUUCGGCGAGCAGCUCUCCAAGGUGAUCUCGGUGAUCUGCGUGGCCGUGUGGCUGAUCAACGUGGGCCACUUCAGCGACCCGGUGCACGGCGGCUCCUGGGUGCGUGGCGCCGUGUACUACUUCAAGAUCGCCGUGGCGCUGGCCGUGGCCGCCAUCCCCGAGGGCCUGCCCGCCGUCAUCACCACCUGCCUGGCGCUGGGCACGCGACGCAUGGCCCGCAAGAACGCCAUCGUGCGCAGCCUGCCCUCCGUGGAGACGCUGGGCUGCACCUCCGUCAUCUGCUCCGACAAGACCGGCACCCUCACCACCAACCAGAUGUCCGUCUGCAGGAUGUUCACCGUUGACACGGCAGAGGGCGACAGCUGCUCUCUGAGUGAAUUCACCAUUACCGGCUCUACCUACGCACCUGAGGGGGCAGUGUACCAAAAUGGCCGCCAAGUGCGGUGCUCAGAUUACGACAGUCUGGUGGAGCUGGCCACUAUCUGUGCCCUCUGCAACGACUCCUCCCUGGACUUCAACGAGGCUAAAGGUGUAUAUGAGAAGGUGGGAGAGGCCACAGAAACGGCCCUCUCCUGCCUGGUGGAGAAGAUGAACGUCUUCAACACCGACUUAAGAAACCUGUCCAAGGUGGAGAGAGCCCACGCCUGCAAUUCAGUGAUCAGUCAGCUGAUGAGGAAGGAGUUCACUCUGGAGUUCUCCCGGGACAGGAAGUCCAUGUCCGUGUACUGCACCGCCAACAAGGCACACGCCUCCUCGGGCAAGAUGUUCGUCAAGGGAGCCCCAGAGGGUGUGCUGGACCGGUGCACACACGUGCGUGUGGGGGGCAGGAAGGUGCCUCUGACGGCGGGCAUUAAGGAGCAGAUCCUGGCUGUGAUCCGGGACUACGGGACGGGCCGGGACACCCUGCGCUGCCUGGCCCUCGCCACGCGAGACUCGCCCCUGCACAGGGACCAGCUGCGCCUCGACGACUCCACCCGCUUCAUUCAGUACGAGACGGACCUGACCUUCGUGGGCUGCGUGGGGAUGCUGGACCCUCCCCGGGCGGAGGUGGCGGCCUCCAUCAAGCUGUGCCGCCUGGCGGGCAUCCACGUCAUCAUGAUCACCGGCGACAACAAGGGCACGGCCGUGGCCAUCUGCCGCCGCAUCGGCAUCUUCGGGCCCCAGGAGGACAUCGGCGGGAAGGCCUACACCGGCCGCGAGUUCGACGACCUGCCCGCCCCCGCCCAGCGCCAGGCCGUGCUCACCGCCCGCUGCUUCGCCCGCGUCGAGCCCUCCCACAAGUCCAAGAUCGUCGAGUACCUGCAGUCCUACGACGAGAUCACCGCCAUGACGGGAGACGGUGUGAACGACGCCCCCGCGCUGAAGAAGGCGGAGAUCGGCAUUGCCAUGGGCUCAGGGACGGCGGUGGCCAAGUCGGCCUCGGAGAUGAUCCUCGCCGACGACAACUUCUCCACCAUCGUGGCCGCGGUGGAGGAGGGCCGGGCCAUCUACAACAACAUGAAGCAGUUCAUCCGCUACCUCAUCUCCUCCAACGUGGGCGAGGUGGUCUGCAUCUUCCUGACGGCGGCGCUGGGGUUCCCCGAGGCUCUGAUCCCGGUGCAGCUGCUGUGGGUGAACCUGGUGACCGACGGGCUGCCGGCCACGGCUCUGGGCUUCAACCCCCCCGACCUGGACAUCAUGGACCGGCCCCCCCGCAACGCCCGCGAGCCCCUCAUCUCCGGCUGGCUCUUCUUCAGAUACCUGGCCAUCGGAUGCUAUGUGGGCGCGGCCACAGUGGGGGCGGCGGCCUGGUGGUUCAUCGCUGCUGAGGACGGCCCCCGAGUCUCCUACUACCAACUGAGUCACUUCCUGCAGUGCUCUGCGGAGAACCCCGAGUUCCAGGGGGUGCAGUGUCACGUGUUUGAGUCGCCCUAUCCCAUGACCAUGGCCCUGUCCGUGCUCGUCACCAUCGAGAUGUGCAACGCCCUCAACAGCCUGUCGGAGAACCAGUCUCUGCUGCGCAUGCCCCCCUGGAAGAACAUGUGGCUCCUGGGGGCCAUCUGCCUCUCCAUGUCCCUCCACUUCCUCAUCCUCUACGUGGAGCCGCUCCCGAUGAUCUUCCAGAUCACCCCUCUGGACGUGACGCAGUGGCUGAUGGUGCUGAAGAUCUCCCUGCCGGUGAUCCUGCUGGACGAGGUCCUGAAGCUGGCCGCGCGGGUGUACCUGGAGCGGGGCGGGGAGACGGAGCCCCAGGCCGCAGGGAAGGGCGUGCUGGCCGCCUGCCUGCAGGGCGUGUCCUGGCCCUUCGUCCUCCUCUUCUUCCCCCUGGUGCUGUGGCUGUACAGCACCGACACCAACCUGGCCGAGCUGUUCGGCUCCUGACUGCCCGUCGAGUGAGCCCGCGUCUGCAUGGCCCGUGCCGUUUAAAUUAACACACGAACUCACCCAGCGCCAACGGUACAGAAAAAAAAUAAAUAACCAGACCAAGUUAGAUGUUUCUCAGCCAAAUUUUUAAUUGGAUUAAAAAAAGAUAAUGUAGAGAAUUGUGGUUCAGCAGUUUGUAAGCCAGCAGUGCUGCUUCCUCCUCUGGAACAUCCACUGAACUGAUUGGAGAAUAUAUCAUUUUCAGGUUUAUUUUCCCCGCCCCCCCUCCCCCACUGUGAUUAUUGCUUUUUAAAUUUGUACAUUUUUUUUUUUUUUUUUUGAGUGGACUGGUAUGUCCAUUUGUCAUUUCACAAUGUGUCCUUCCUUUUUUAAAAAUGUUUUAUAUUUGCUGCCCUCCUUGUCCACGAGGAGCUGGUAAAUUUAUGAUGUGUACAGAGAUUUAACACUAUUUUCUGCGUUCUUCUUUUUUUUUUGUAUUUGUGAGAAGGAUCAAUUCAGAGCUGUUAGCAGAGCUGUUUACUACCAAGUUGUCAGUGUGAGUCUCUCUCUCUCUCUCUCUCUCUCUCUCCCCCUCUCCCUCUCUUGGUUCUUUCCACUCGUUUAUUUUUACCUCCUUGAUUCCUUUCCUUGCUCCAAGCUGAUCCCAUUGGAGGAGGCAAGGAAAGGAAGCAAGAAAAGGAUGGCAUAGACUGAAAUUAGGGUUUUAAUCAUGUUUUCUUGCCCUAGAAUCAGUCAGGAGCCACGUAGCUCCUUCGAGGAUAAUUUAAAAGGUUGGAAUUACCUCAAUUCCUUUCAGAAUCAUUCGAAGACCGAGGAGACCAGGAUGGAUAAAAUAAGCGAUUGGAAUUACCCCCCCCCCCCCUCUCUCUCUCUCUCUCUAUCUCUCUCUCUCUCUCUCUAUGUCUCCUCUUCUUUUCUUCUCUCUCUGUCUCUCAUGGGAAUGUUUGUGCAGUGACUAAAACACCCCACUGGAAACCGAAGCCAAUUGAGCUGGGUUCCCGCAAGAAUGUUCCGCACGGAUUCACCCUCUCUAACAUCCCCUGCAUCACCGAAACGCAGCACUGCUUGCUUUCUUUUUUCCAACUUGUGUUUUUGUUUUUUUUUCUCUUUGCUUUGACUCAAAAUUUGGCUUUUAUUUCUGAACUACAGCUACCUCAGUGCUAUCAAUUUUCAACUUGGGGAGGAUGUACUGUUUCUUUGGGGGGGGGUUGAUUUGGAGUGCUGUAACAGUAAUAACACGGAUUCUCUUCACUAACCCCACACUCGCCUCUCGGCUCUGUGUUCUUACCAUCGACUCGUCCCUUUCCCCUCACGCCGAUGGCACAACAUUCCAGCUGGUUCCAUUCUUCCAUGAACACUCAUCGUGGAAAUAUUCUGUUACCACGUGACCAACAUUCUGUCCUGAAAUAUAGCCGCAGGACCUCUCCUGUAGGACAAGAACACUGCAGAAGAGAAGUAUUUUGGGUACAGAUUGGAGGACGAUAGCAAUUUGACAGCAUUAACAUUCCGCGAGGAUUUAUGGUAGAUUAAUUUCACACGCCUAGGUUGAAGUUGAGUGAAGUGGGGAUGCAGGUGAGCUCCCUGCACUGCAGUCCGCUGCUUCCGGCAUGUUCCAACGAAGGGCAUCUGCGCACAGGGAGGCACGCGAUCGUGUCCUGAGCACCAAUGGAGCGGCGUCUGCUGACGCUAAUGGUUCUGCGUUAACGGCAUGCCAUGCUAACGUAUGCUACUUUGUGCGCUAAUGUAGCAGCAUUAGGGAGCAGCGAGUUUUGAGGAGUGAAUGUAGCCUAGCUAGCUCUGUACAGCACUCCUCCAGCUGCACCACGUCCGAUCCUGUUCUCCUGGGCCUCCCCUCUCUUUCUGUCACUCCGUGAGUAUCUUUCCUCCUGCACGCUCCCAUUCGCUGCUUCCACCUGUCACUCGCACCUGGAUUCCCGCCUCUUUUCCCACCUCAGCCAGUAAGUAACAGGGACGCACCUCACUCUGGGGUGGAGGGAGGGGGGCUUCCAUCUAGGCCCACACUGGCUUCCAGGCUGUAGUGAGUCAUUUUAUUAUUGUUCAUUGUGCCAGUCUGUCUUUCAAUAGCGCAGAGUAAGGGAGUCACACUGGCAGUCUCCCAGGAUGAAGUAUGGGAGCACACCCACUGGGAUUGAACUAGAGCGAGGCCCUUGUCCCCCCAAACCAGGGUUACCCCAGGCCUCUUGUCCCAGGCUCCCCUGCCCAGACCCAAACAAUAUCCUGGGUACCAUAGAAUAUAGGAAUACACAGGUUAGGGUUUCUUCAAGUUUAAAAUGGCACACUGCAUGAAUCCUCUGAAAGUGGCCAAAAAUAGAGCACACAGAUAUGACAGAGCUCUGCUUCACGUACUUCCCCCCCCCCCCCCAGCCAGUUUCUGCUAUGGCAAGGGUGUCAAACUCCAGUCCUGGAGGGCCACAGUGUCUGCUAGUUUUCGGGUUGUUCCCGUUACCUGUGGUUCAUUCAAGUCUUUGAUUGGUUAAGGAAUCCACACACCUUGCGCUCAAGGCCUACAUUGACAGCUGAUUGAAAGGAAACCCCAAAAACCUGCAGACACUGCGGCCCCCUGGGAAUUCAGUUUGACACCCCUGUGCUAUGGCAAGGGUGCACAACUCUGGCCCCUGGAGCAUCUGUGCGCUGGUUCAUAUUCCAACCAAUUAACUUUCUUUUAGUUUGCCAACAUCUUUAUAAACUACAGUAGACCGGCUCACUCCUGUACUUGAGCAGAGUAAAGAUCUUUGACACACCACGGGCUGUAGCUGGUGCUUGUACAUAUAUCAGAUAAGGAUGGUUGAGAACUGAACAAAUAAAGAGCCAAAGAGAUAUUUGAGACGGAGUGGGCCUUGGGCACCAUUGUACUUAUCAGACAUGGACCAAUCUGAUGGUCACAAUACAGGGACCAUUGCUCCUCAUUGGAUCGAGCUGCUCUUUGUGAUUUUCACAGGCAAUCAAGUCGAGUGAUGAUAAUAAGAUUCCACUUUUGAUGGUGUAAGAUCACAAAUAUGAUUUGAAUGUUCUUAACUGAUAUAAGAAUCACUACUUGAAAACAAUUGAGUUCUUUAACAUUUACUUGGAAUUUUGAGAAAAAAAAAUUACAUUCCAAAAUGUCUCCCCUGUCAGGUCACUUGUGAUUUUAUGAUUUAUGAUAUUAAGUAAUAGUCGAGGCUUUGAAGUUCCUGCUUCUCUCUCCCAGGACCCUUUUACUCACACGUCUUGGUAUACUGGUAGCAUUAGGCCCUCUGAAAUCCAGAAAGUCAGUAAUGUGUUUUCCAUUAUAUCUGUUCAACAAAGCACAUUUGGGCUAGGCAUAAAUUCAACCUAAAUGUGUGUAGUGCAAGUGUCAGAGAGCUAAGCAGUACUGUAUUUUUAGACAUUUAAAAUGUGCCAAGGAAUGAAGUUAAAUGCUGCUUAUAUGCAUUUAAAAAUAAGAACAGGGACAGGUUAACAGAGAGCUGUAAGUGUUAUUGCGUAUAAUCCUGAACCCUUCGUAUUACCUGUAAAGGGGGUGACCACCCUGAACAUCCUGGCUGUAUGGAGAGACGUUGGCUCAACCUCAAAUCAAACCUGAAGGUGUAGAAUGUCUUAUUGUAUAAAUGUACAAUAUACAGUAGUGCAUGUCAUCUUGUAAGUGACCAAACCCAUUUUAUCAGUGAGUUUAUAUAUUAAGUAGCUUCUAGCUAUGUACAAUAUUAAAUUCUAAUAAAUCUAUAUAAUGAAUUACACCCCAUGUUUAUGUAGUACAGACUAACUGGGAACCACAGAUUUGUUUCAUUAUGAGACACUUUUCCAAAGGACAUUUUUUAAGAGGUGGUGCAAAAUAACCAAAUAGAUUUCAUUAUUUUGUUCAGCACUGUUAUGUAUAUUAUUUAAAUAAAGGCUGCAUUACCUGG